Messenger RNA from Hibiscus syriacus, 1166 nucleotides. Its product is annotated as cinnamoyl-CoA reductase 1. The transcript is spliced from 2 exons. The coding region runs from base 27 to 1025 and encodes 332 amino acids. The record is from RefSeq and is a predicted model, not a curated record. Lineage: Eukaryota; Viridiplantae; Streptophyta; Magnoliopsida; Malvales; Malvaceae. Gene Ontology annotation, molecular function: oxidoreductase activity, acting on the CH-OH group of donors, NAD or NADP as acceptor.
AGCCCCUCCACAAAAAAAAAAAAAAAAUGGCGGCAGCAGCAAAACCUAAAGAAGCCGUUUGCGUGACCGGAGCCAAUGGGUUCAUAGGCUCAUGGUUGGUCCGCACCCUAGUCGAACAAGGCUACACCACCAUCCACGCCUCCAUCUACCCGUCCUCCGAUCCCACCCACCUCUUCUUUCUACCGGGCGCCACUUCCCCACUCGUGCAUCUCCACGUCCACGAGGCCGACGUUUUGGAUCCCGACGCCAUCCUCAAGGCUGUCGAGGGUUGCCAAGGCAUCUUCCAUGUCGCCUCCCCCUGCAGCCUCGAUGAUCCCAAAGACCCAGAGACCGAACUCGUCAGACCAGCCGUGCAGGGCACCCUCAACGUGCUCGAAGCCGCGAGAAAAGCCAAGGUACGUCGCGUUGUCCUCACUUCUUCGAUAUCGGCAAUGGUGCCUAACCCCAAUUGGGAUCAUGGAACAAAAGGACCUUUCAACGAGUCAUCGUGGACAGACUUGGAAUACUGCAGAAAUCAACAUAAAUGGUAUCCGGUUUCCAAGACUUUAGCCGAGAAAUCGGCGUGGGAAUAUGCCGCGAAACACGGCAUCGAUGUAGUGGCGAUCAAUCCAUCCACUUGUUUAGGGCCUUUGUUGCAACCCAUUUUGAAUGCAAGUUGUGCCGUGCUGCUACAAUUGUUGCAGGGCUCGAAAGAUACUCAGGAGUAUCAUUGGUUGGGAGCUGUUCAUGUUAGAGAUGUUGCUAAAUCACACAUUUUGUUGUUCGAGUCUCCAUUUGCUUCCGGUAGAUACCUUUGCACCAAUGGCAUCUAUCAGUUCUCUCAGUUUGCUCAAACUGUCUCUGAACUUUUCCCUCAAUACCCUGUCCACAGGUUUACAGGGGAAACACAACCGGGCUUAGUUUCUUGCGAAGACGCGGCCAAGCGAUUAAUCGAUCUGGGUUUAGUCUUCACCCCGGUUGAAGAUGCUGUUCGUGAGACCGUGGACAGUUUGGUAGCCAAAGGCUUCUUGAAAAUACAGACUUAAAAAUUAGAGAUUCUGUUUAUAUAUAUAUAUAUAUAUAUAUUCCCUUCUACAUGUGUGUAAAGUAAGAUGGCUGAAGUUUGCUCUUUGUUUUGGAUCUGUAACGGAUACGUAUAAUAAUGCUCAAAUAUCUACUUAUUAUUC